This is a messenger RNA of Cherax quadricarinatus, 969 nucleotides long. NCBI's taxonomy places the organism in Eukaryota, Metazoa, Arthropoda, Malacostraca, Decapoda, Parastacidae. The record is from RefSeq and is a predicted model, not a curated record.
AUGACUCAUUCAGUGCAAGAUACGGUGGAGGCUCGAUCCUCCAUCGGCAAAGUUCAACUGACAUCAGUGAUGGAAGUCCGAUCGACACUUGCUGACGACAAGAGCGCAGACACAAGGGAAAAACGUGGCUUCGCUGGAGGUUACGGAGGCGGCUACGGCGGUGGCGGCGGCGGAGCUUAUGGUAACGGUGGCAGCUACUUGGUGGUGGGUGGUUAUGGUCAUGGUGGACAUGGUCCCACGGCCGCUGACAUCGCUAACCAGGCUGCCUCUCAAGCUACCGCGGCUUUCGCUAGUCUAGGAGGGGCAGCUCACUCUGCAGCUGCAGGAGCAGCAGCAGGUGCUGCAGCUGCUGCUGCCGCUGCCUCACAGACAGCUCAGGCUGCCGCAGCCAACAGACACGCACAAGCUGCACAGAUCACACAAGCAGCGCAGGGAGCUCAGGCGGCAGCCUUCCAAGAAGCAUCACUAGCUGGCAAGGCUCACAAGGCUGAGCAAGCAGCUAAGGUGGCCCAUUCCAUGGCACAAGCUCUGGUCAGUAACUUGGGUCAAGUCUCUGGAGAGACCAACGCUCUGGCAGGUCAGGCUACCAAUAGUCUGGCUGCUCAGGAAAGUGUCCUUAACUCACAGAACUCCAUGGCGUGGCAAGCCCAACAGGCUGCCAAUUCUCUGCGCACACAGCAGAAUGUUGUCAUCAACGACUUGCACUCCGCUGCAGGCGCCGCCUCUCAGGCUCAGAUCGCAGCAUCCAAGGCUCUCGCUAAGGCAAAAGGGGCUAACAAUGGAGGGUUUGGAGGUUACGGAGCAGGACAUGGAUUUGGAUAUGGAGGGGGAUACCACUAAAGUUAAAACAAGUGCCAAAUGUUCGUCUUGUACGGGUGAUGGUAACAACUAGCAUUACGGAAGCUUUGGAAGUUGGAGCAUAAAACUCCACCAAUAUUGUCAGCAGUACACUUUUUCUCCCUGACGGUA